Molecule: messenger RNA, 468 nt
Organism: Acanthamoeba castellanii str. Neff
Lineage: Eukaryota; Discosea; Longamoebia; Acanthamoebidae
Exons: 2
Coding region: 1-468 (155 amino acids)
Source: RefSeq, a predicted model, not a curated record
AUGGAAGAACGAGGGAGGAGCAAAGCGGCACUGGAGGGCCGAGAUGCGGUCGAUGCGGCGAUGGCAGCGCUCAUGAGGCUCCUCAAGCUGGCUUCGGCGCCGGUGCCUGCCUCUCGCCCGGGUUCCGCCGACACCAGCAGUGACAUGGAAGCGGAAGGGGGCGCGUCAACUCAAGCAGAAAUGGAGGGCGCUGCGUCGGCCUCCGCUGCUCGACAUGCCGCCACCCUCCCACUACUCGCCGCUCUCGCCGUGGAGUCAUCCUCUUCAUCUUCAGCCGACAUCUCGCCCGGCACCGCACACGAAGCACAUCAGGACACGCUGCGGGAGCUGGAGGAGCGACGAGAGGCCUUGCGUGUGGAAGUGGCCAAGCGACGCGCGGCCGUGGAUGGCGUGGCCCGGCGCCUGUGGCAGCUGCACGCGCAGACCACCACCCUUCUCGCUUCCACUCCAUCAUCGCCCUCUUCCUAA